Molecule: messenger RNA, 567 nt
Organism: Beta vulgaris subsp. vulgaris (sugar beet)
Lineage: Eukaryota; Viridiplantae; Streptophyta; Magnoliopsida; Caryophyllales; Amaranthaceae
Product: 60S ribosomal protein L38
Exons: 3
Coding region: 161-370 (69 amino acids)
Biological process (GO): translation; protein-RNA complex assembly
Cellular component (GO): ribosome; cytosolic large ribosomal subunit
Molecular function (GO): structural constituent of ribosome
Source: RefSeq, a predicted model, not a curated record
UCGAUAGAGGGACAAAAUUGGAAAAUCAGCAAACUCUAAAACUAGGGUUUUUCAUAUGUAACACAAACCCUACAAAUACUUCUCAUCCGCCGGAAAUUCAGAGGAGAGAGAAUUUUACAAAAGCUUAAUUCGGCAGAGGGGAUUUUCAAGCUCAACAAAAAUGCCGAAGCAGAUCCACGAGAUCAAGGACUUCCUUCUCACUGCCAGAAGGAAGGAUGCACGAUCAGUCAAGAUCAAGAGGAGCAAGGAUGUUGUGAAGUUCAAGGUUCGCUGCUCCAAGUACCUAUACACACUUUGUGUGUUUGAUUCCGAGAAGGCCGACAAAUUGAAGCAAUCUCUUCCCCCAGGUUUGAGCGUGCAGGAUUUGUAGAUUACAUGAACUAUGGAGUGUGAUACCUUUGGUCGAGACUCUGAUCGAGCUUUUUUCUAUACUUUUUUUGCUGCAUGAGUUUAGAAAUUCAUGUCAAGAAGUUCUGUUUUUCGGAGAAAAGAGUAUUAUUAGUAGGUGCUUUUGUCACUCGGAUUAUUGCGAUUUUGCAGGAAAUACAAUGGCUUUGUUUUUCUGUA